UUUUUCUCGGUGAAGACACAUCUGCAUCUUCGCCGCCUCAAACACACAGAUGUUUAUAUCUCACGUUCUGCAUCGGUACACAUCACAAUAAACGCGUCGCGAGCGACGCGGCAAAGCCGCUUGUGAUUGUCUUUGUAGCAUUAGCAUUUGUCGCUUAGCUACGGAUGUAGGUCAUCAGCUGACCUGGAGGAGGAGGAGGAGGAGGGGCGGGUAUCUUUAUUGUGCGCCCUCACCGCGCGCUUUUUACGCACAGGCCGGCGCGCAGCACCUUUAUGUGAUCCAGGCUGUUUGCUAACGUAGCUCGUAGCUCCGGCGUCGGCUCCAGAGACCCGCAGCGCCCACAAAAGACGCGCGUUACCGACGAGGUUAACCGGCUCCGACGACUAUCCACGCGUCCCACGGGAAAGUGCCAUUGAGCCGGGACAGCCAGGCGCUCACCAACAAACUCUGCUAUGGGCAAAAAGUCUCGCGAAGAAGACUCCUCAUCAUCGGAUGAGGAAGAGUAUGUUGUGGAGAAGGUGCUGGACAGGAGAGUUGUGAAAGGCAGGGUCGAGUUCUUCCUGAAGUGGAAAGGAUAUUCAGAAAAACACAACACCUGGGAGCCAGAGAAGAAUCUGGGCUGUCCUGAGCUUAUUUCCGAAUUCAUGAAGACUUACAAGAAGAGCAGCAGCAGCAGCGGAGGCGGCGGCGGAAGCUCCACGCCGAGCAGCGGGGGCAGCAAAUCGGUCACAGCCUCCUCGGGUCGCUCCAAAGACUCCAGUAGCUCGAAGAAGAGAAGCUCUGACGACGACGAGGAGGAAGAGGAAGAGGGUGGCAGUAAGCCCAAAAAGAAGAAAGAGGACGACAUUCUAGUUGCACGUGGCUUUGAGAGAGGACUGGAGCCGGAGAAGAUCAUCGGAGCAACUGACUCAUGUGGAGACCUAAUGUUUCUUAUGAAGUGGUAG
Molecule: messenger RNA, 944 nt
Organism: Gasterosteus aculeatus aculeatus (three-spined stickleback)
Lineage: Eukaryota; Metazoa; Chordata; Actinopteri; Perciformes; Gasterosteidae
Source: RefSeq, a predicted model, not a curated record